AUGGCGGAACACGUGAUUCGGUUUGAAAGGGGAUUGACAUUAGAACAAGCACUCGCGUUGAUCGAGGAUGAGUCAAUAGAAAAUGUGAGAGAAGUAGCAAUUUUUCCACCGAUAAAUGCAUGUACAGAAGUUUCAGAUGAAGAUUCAGGUAAAGAAGAUUUCUUGGAUUUGAACAAUUUGCCUGGUGCCCAAUUACAAGCACCUGCGGAAAUACAAACAGAAAGUACUGACGAAUAUUCCUCUGAAGAUAAUUUACCUCUUUCUAUAUGGAAAAGAACUUGUCAAAAUAAUAGAAAGAAAACUAACCCCAAAAAGAAGAAAAUUUAUAAUUGGGUAAAAGAAGACCUUAUUCUUCCUUCGAUUGCUAAUUCUGAUAUGAAUCUGAAAUAUCAAAGUUCAAGUUUUCCUGUGGUGCAAUUUUGCCGGUUUUUUGAUGAUGAGGUUCUUGAUUUGAUUGUGAAUGAAAGUAAUAGAUAUGCCGCUCAAAUAAAUAGAAAAACCAUUAUCGAAAAAUCAGAAAUCAAAAGUUUCAUUGGAAUUUUGAUACUGAGUGGUUAUAUUUGUGUACGAAGGAGGAGAAUGUAUUGGGAAAGAGAACGAGAUAGCCAUAAUGAUCUAGUAGCUGAAGCUAUGACCAGGGACAAGUUUGAAUAUAUUAUGACUAAUCUUCAUGUCUCUGAUAAUACGAACGAUGGAAUAGAUCAUCUAGUUAUUCCACAGCCAAAACAAACGAGAUGUAGGCAUUGUCAUGAAAGAACAAUAACUAGAUGUAAAAAGUGCGAUGUUGGUCUACACGCAUAUCUGAAAGUAACGGCUGAACGAGUUCAAAAUUUAAAUGUUUAUGAGCUGUGUACGGACGUUGUCGAAGCCAUAGAAAUCAGGUCGUCCGUGUCCCCCCCUUAUUCACACAAUUCUCCAACUAAAUGA
This is a messenger RNA of Harmonia axyridis, 927 nucleotides long. RefSeq names its product piggyBac transposable element-derived protein 2-like. The record is from RefSeq and is a predicted model, not a curated record. Bases 1 to 927 code for a protein of 308 amino acids. The transcript has 3 exons. Gene Ontology annotation, molecular function: sequence-specific DNA binding. NCBI's taxonomy places the organism in Eukaryota, Metazoa, Arthropoda, Insecta, Coleoptera, Coccinellidae.